CUUAGCGGUUCCGCGAACGCGUCAGUGCUGUGUAUACGCAUCGCGCAAAGCGAAACGUCAAUCGAAGGUGGGGACCACGAGGGCGAAACCAGGCGAAACUUUGUUGGCUCACAGUACACGGCCGUCGUUCAGGCAAAGAUGGCUACCAUGUUGUCGCGAGUGAUCUCACUCGCGGAGAGUCUCAGCCGAUUAAACGGUCCCAAGAUAUUGACGGUCAAAACCAAUUUGGUGAAACAACCAGUCAGAAAUUUAAAUGUACACGAACAUAUUAGCUACAGUUUGCUUAAUGAAGCUGGCGUGCCUACUCCGAAAUUCGGCGUCGCCAAAUCUGCGGAUGAGGCCGCCAAACUUGCUGCCGACUUGAAAACGAAAGACAUCGUCUUGAAAGCCCAGGUGCUCGCUGGUGGCAGAGGAAAGGGACAUUUCAAAGGGACGAACGUUAGCGGAGUGAAGAUGUGUGAAACUCCGGAAGAAGCCAAAGCAUUAGCGAGCCAGAUGUUGAAUAAACUGCUGAUCACGAAGCAAACUGGUGAGGCAGGCAGGAUAUGCAAUGCCGUGAUGGUCACGCAGCGUAUGUUUCCUCGUAAAGAAUAUUACCUUGCCGUUAUGAUGGAAAGAUCCUUCGGUGGUCCAGUCAUAAUAGCUUCCAGUCAAGGUGGGGUAAACAUCGAAGAAGUUGCUGCGACAAAUCCUGGCGCUAUAAUGUACGAACCUAUUGACAUUUAUAAGGGAAUUACGAAGGAACAGGCGGAACGUAUAGUUAGCAAGCUCGGUCUUGACAAUGUGAAAGAUUACAUUUCCAAUAUGAUCAUAAAUCUCUACCAACUAUUUCUCAAGAAAGAUGCAGUUCUUCUAGAAGUAAAUCCUCUUGCUGAAGACAUUAAUGGAAAUUAUUUUGCUCUAGAUUGCAAAUGCAGAUUCGAUGACAAUGCCGAAUUUAGGCAAAAGCAACUGUUCAGUCUGAGAGAUUGGUCCCAAGAGGAUCCUAAGGAAGUCGAAGCCGCGAAGUUUGAUCUGAACUACAUCGCGCUCGACGGUAACAUAGGUUGCAUGGUGAACGGAGCUGGUUUAGCCAUGGCUACAAUGGACAUCAUAAAACUGCAUGGGGGCGAACCGGCUAAUUUCCUUGAUGUCGGUGGCGGUGCAACGACUUCCGCAGUGAAAGAAGCAUUUAAAAUUAUUACUUCUGACGAACGUGUUCAUGCUCUCUUAGUUAACAUUUUCGGAGGUAUCAUGAGAUGCGACGUUAUAGCGGAAGGUAUUAUCGCCGCAACCAAGGAACUAAGUUUGAAAAUUCCCGUUGUUGUUAGAUUGCAGGGUACCAAUGUGGACGAAGCCAAAGCUCUGAUCGCGAACGCCGGUUUGAAGAUCGUACCGAUCGACGAUCUCGACGAAGCCGCCCGAGUUGCAGUAAAGUUAUCAACUAUCGUUAAAUUAGCACAAUCCGAAAAUCUCAAUGUAAAUUUCGAAAUACCUGCAAUUUCAUAGGUACCGAAUAAUUUAUAAAUUGUAUAAUGUUACAAAAAAUCAUAUAUUGUACUCAAUCGCGUUAAAACAAUUUUAAAACGUCUCUCUGAAAGUGAUAACUUAAUAACAAUGAUAACUAAUUUCUUUGUGUAACUAGAGAGAAUGAAACA
Messenger RNA from Pseudomyrmex gracilis, 1637 nucleotides. Its product is annotated as succinate--CoA ligase [ADP-forming] subunit beta, mitochondrial-like. Gene Ontology annotation, biological process: tricarboxylic acid cycle; succinyl-CoA metabolic process. The record is from RefSeq and is a predicted model, not a curated record. The transcript has 7 exons. NCBI's taxonomy places the organism in Eukaryota, Metazoa, Arthropoda, Insecta, Hymenoptera, Formicidae. Gene Ontology annotation, cellular component: mitochondrion; succinate-CoA ligase complex. Gene Ontology annotation, molecular function: succinate-CoA ligase (ADP-forming) activity; ATP binding; metal ion binding. The coding region runs from base 139 to 1488 and encodes 449 amino acids.